AUGACUGUAAAAUGCAAUUCCGACACAGUCUUACUAAACGUCCUCAUGCAGCUCGGCGCAGGCUUUGACUGUGCAUCUGUAGAGGAAAUGCAUACCGUCCUAUCUUUGGGUACUCACCCCAGCAGCAUUAAUUUUGCAAAUCCAUGCAAGGCACCCGAAUCCCUUGCUUUUGCCUAUAAAGUCGGCAUUAGAAAGACGACCUUCGAUAAUCUCGACGAGCUUGACAACAUAAAGAAAUACAUGCCCAACGCACAACUACUGCUUAGGAUAUAUGCAAAUGAUAGUAGUGCUGUUGUUUCUUUGGGGGAUAAGUAUGGUGCUCCACUUGAAUCGUGCCAUGCGCUUCUUGUACGUGCAAGAGAGUUGGGUAUGGAUGUUGUGGGAACGACUUUCCAUAUUGGUGACUGA
Molecule: messenger RNA, 408 nt
Organism: Sclerotinia sclerotiorum 1980 UF-70
Lineage: Eukaryota; Fungi; Ascomycota; Leotiomycetes; Helotiales; Sclerotiniaceae
Exons: 2
Coding region: 1-408 (135 amino acids)
Cellular component (GO): cytoplasm
Molecular function (GO): ornithine decarboxylase activity
Source: RefSeq, a predicted model, not a curated record